AUGGCUUGCUCGGUGCGCUCGCUGGAGUUCGCUCAUAGGCGUUUGAGUGCUCUCAGCGUGAUGACGGGGCUGGAGAAGGCAGAGAUCUAUGAUCGGCUGUACGAGGGGCUCCGUCAUGCCAUCAUACUGGUGCAUUCCUUCAGCCCUCGAUCUUCGGCCGCUGCGCUUUUGCCCCUGUUGGACUUGCUGACCAGUCUUCAGGUUGACUCCAUGCAGCCGGUGGGGACAGGUGUGCUUCAUCAGCAGGGAGAUUCCUUGCAGGACGCUGGCUCGGCCAUGGACAAGGAGAUUGGGGUGAUCUUGGCGUCUAAGGACCUGCCUUGCUGGGCUUUGGUGUUUUGCCUGCUUAGUGAACGUUUGUGCCGAUUGCUAGCUCGUGUUUGGCUCAUGGCCUCGGCGGCCGUCCUGUGGGAAGCCCUCCGUGACAGGGGUAUUUCGGAGAUUGCCCCGCUGUGCGUUCAGGCUGGGGUUGUGUCUAUCGAGGAUGUUCAGGGUUCAUGGCAACGUUUGUUAGAUGUCGGUGUCCAGCGGUGGCAGCUGGAGCUGCUAUUGACUGGGCCGUCCGGUCACAAGUUGCUGCUGUGCCAGUGGAGGGCCGACCAGCCUCCCGUUCGCAAGAGGCAGCGAGCCUCACUGUCAGAUGCUUUGCGAGCUGAGGAGCCCUCCGAGCGUAACCAAGCAUUGGCCGAGUUGGAACAGGAGGUGUUAGCUAAGACGACGGUAGGACCGUGCGAGAGCCGGCUGGUGGUCUGGCGAAGGAUAUGUGCCAAGUGGGACGUGCCGGCAUUUCCUUUGGAUGAUCGCAACGUUAGGGCUGUUGCGGCCUCGCUGAAGAGAGGGCGGUAUCGAUCCUCAGAGCAGUAUUUUUCGGCAGCAGCAUCUCACCAAACGAGGCGCCUGCACAUGACAGUCCCCGCACACAUCAGGUCCAUCAUCCGUGACUGCGUUCGCUCAAUUCGGCGGGGCCUGGGUCCUUCGGCUUUGAAGGACUCCUUUGACUUGAGGUGCUUGGCCCCGUCGGUGAUGGAAGGGUCCGAGUUCCAGGCCUUUUCGUGGUCUGUCUUGCCAGCCGCUGUGGAUGCAUUAUUGGUUGCAGCUUACUUUUGCAUGAGAGAAAUCGAGAUGGCAUCGGCUUCGUCGUCACAUCUGUCUUUUCAGGAUGGUCGUUUGAGCAUGCUUUUGCCAGCUCAUAAGAGUUCGUCGCAGGGCGAGCUCACCUGCCGGGCGCUAUGCUGUGGGUGCGCCGUUCGCAGGCAGGAGAUGUGCCCCUGGCACGCCGGCGCUCGCCAUCUUCAACGUCUGGAGAUUCUACAAGCAGGUCUGAAUCAGCACACCCUGCCGCUCUUCCCAGAUGAUCAGGGGAAGGCGUUGUCCAAGGCGGACAUGAUCGCUACCAUCAGUGGUGCCCUCAACGAUGGCUCGGGCAUUAUCUUCAGGCCAGGCGAGGGAGCCUUCGGUCGAUCAGCCGAAGUGGCGGCGUUGCGAUUGCAGUUUGCUGACUUCGUCGAUAGGCCAGGCCGGAGCUGUGGGCCACGGCCUGCGGUAUCCUUUAUGGGAACACCAGGGAUAACCGGUGCCGAGCCCGGUGAGGGGCAGGGCGACAGCAGUUCGGAAGAUGGAUCAAACAAAGCCUUGGGCAUCAGUUCCAAGCGUGGGUUGCUGAAGGACCUCGGCUUGCCUUCUACCUCGCCUCUUCAUCUCCCGAAAAUUAUGACUGUGGCCGGCGACCAGGAUCAUGUAGUGGACUUGCAGGAGGUGGCCCCCGGUGACCUUCAUCUUGCGCCCGUGGGGGCUGUGGCCGAUGCUGCAGGGGCUGGGUCCGAUGUGCGGAGGUAUCUCCGGAUGCGCGGAGUGACAUCAGCUGGUACGCUGGCCAUGCUGGCUCCAGACGAGUCUACAUAUCGUGACGUAGUGAUCGCGCCGUUGUUGGCAGGUUUCGGGGUCGGUGCAGAUCGCAUUGAGCUGCAGGAGGCGGACAGGCCCAUAGCUGCAGCAGUGCUUCUUUUCAUGCGGAAACUGGCAGUGGACUCACAUUCGGCUUCCCAGCCGACCGGGGCACCGGGCCCGGCGGCCACCUCUGCGACUCCUGGCUCCACGGGGGCCGCCAAGGAUGCUGAUAAGGUGCCGCGCACUCUUCCUCCAGGUGUGUGGACGGAGCAGAUUAGGAAGUACGAGGCCGUCGAGAUUCAUGGCAGGACCAGGGUUUUUCCUCAGCAGAAGCUCCUUGGAGCUGAGUCCUCUCUGGCUAAGUUGUGGCAUCAGCUGAAGGUUACGAGGGACUUUGCCCCUCUUCCCUUGGGAGAGAUCAUGAGCCGGCGGUCGUUUGAUGCCACAGGGGCAGUCAAUGCCCUGUCCAAGCGGAAGCUUAGCAAGGAGCUGGUCGUGGAUGUAGAUCGUGACCGCCUGGUGGCCGAGGCCACCGAAGAUUCGUGGGAGCCUCGCUCAAUGCUUGCAGUCAUUGAUGCUUUGUAUGCUUUGCGUUGGGCAUACAUACUUUUGGAAUAUGGACAUGAAUUUGACGUGUGCGCCCUGUCCGACGACUUCAUCCACAAGGCUCGCCAGCGACCUCAGCAGCUAGAUGCCUUUAGGUCUUAUUAUGAGUCUGCUACUUGGAAGCUGUGCCGCGAACUUCGAUCGGGGCGUACCUUUGCAGAGUCCGUUGCAGCGGUUCGCGAGGAUCUUCAUUUGUUUCAGGAGGCCGAUGACAACCGCAAGCGCCAGGCGUGGGAUUCCAAUCAGCAGGCUUGGGGUUUCUUCAGCGUCGAGCGCACCCUCGAGAACAGUGGACCGCACUUCAUCGGUGCCGGCUUCAUCAUUGCGUUCCUCGGUGCCGGCCUCAUCAUUGCGUUCCAGGCUGAUUUGUUGGUCAUCACGGCGGCGGCGCCUUGCCCUGACUUCAGCCGGAUUCGUUCUGACAGCAGUCCCGGACGGCAUGGCCCGUCCGGCAACCUCUUCGUGCAGUUUGCCACUUUCAUCCGCUCCUUGCUGAACCUCUUGCCCGGGAGGCGGGCGUCUCUGCUCGUGGAAAACUUGGUGAUGCAUAAUCCUGCGGAUACACAGUGGUUUAGGAAGGAGAUGGAUGUUGAAGCGGUGUUGGGUGAUGCGGGAGAUUAUGGCGCAAUCCAUAGGCCACGACUGUGGUGGUCGUGGACCGAUUGGACAGCAGUCCGGACGUACCCUGGAGGCCAGUCGGAGCUUAAAUGGAAAAAGCAGGGCAAAGUUGCCCAGCUGGUCUUGGAUGUGCCCAAGGACUCCAUGCAGGACUUGCAGCCGGAGGGUUUAGUUUUUCAUGAUAAGGUUCUCAAGGGUGAGGUUUUGUUGCCUUGCCUGACGACCCCUGCCAUCGAAGAGGAUGGAAGAGAGGCUCCUCGUAACAUGAAGGGGAAAAUUGAUUCCAUCACUCGUACCCGCUGGAUCCAGGGCCACAGACAGUAUGCCCCAUGGUUCUUCGCAGAGACAGCUAUGCUUCGCGACAAGGAUAGCAAGCUGCAUUUGUUGCCGAUUGAAACCAAGGAAGCAUUGCAUCACUUUGAUCGCGACUACUCGUCAUGCCCCAAGGUCGCUGAGAAAGACCGCCAUCGUCUCUUGGGUAACUCUUGGCACAUGGGGGUGGCCACGGAGAUGAUGCGGUUCUCUCUGUUGUUUGGCGUGCGGUCCUUGCCAGGACCGUACGCGACGGAUGCAAGCGAUGUAUCCGAGCUUAGGGAUCUGGAGUCGGCUCAGCAGUUGGCCAGUCGACAUCCGUUGUCCAUGCAGCGGAAAGCUGAAACAAGCGCUCACGUUGACAUGCAGCCUGCAGUUGACAUGUGGGACCAUUGGCAGUUGUCUGCUGAGGCCGUGCAUCCAUUGCAUCAGCGCUCCACUCUAGAACCCGCCAUUGAACUCACACUACAGAGGCUUCUUAAAUUUCCACCAGAUCGACUAGCGGAGUUUCGACGACAGGUCCUGUGUGACAUCCAGAGCCGUAAGGAAUCGUUGGCGGGCCAGACCCAAGCCUGGUUCGAAUCGUUGGAACCACACGUCCAGCAAGCCUAUAGUUUACCCGAUGGCGGUGUUGUUCAAAUUCCUUUGUUUCUUGAGCUUCUCCGAGGUUGUGCCUACCCGGACGUCGACGCUCUUGCAGAGGCGCUCUCUCGAGGCUUUCCGGUCUUGGGGCGCAUAGAACCUUCACCAGGCUGGAGGCCUCGCUUGGAUGACCGUUACGAUCAUCCGAUCACAGCUUCAGCUUUUGCAGCUCUGAAUCAACAGUAUGUGAAUGAGAAACUGCGUAAAGGCCGGGUUGAUGAUGAGUGGGAGGCCCUCCUUACUGAAAUCAUUCAGGAAGUCAACUUAGGCCGAAUGUCAGGCCCUUAUGCUGCACCCAGCGGUUGGACACGGCAGUGCGUGCCAGUCGCAUCUCAUGAGAAAUUUUCUGUAUGCCUGCCGGCGCAAGAGGACGCAAGGGUGGCUGCAGCGUUCUCAGUCGUCCAACAGGGCAGCGACGGCUCUAGGAAGGUCAGGCGCUGUGAGGACUACAGAAGGAGUGGGCAUAAGCGGCAUAAUGCUACAAUUCAAGUAUCUGAUGUUCCAGCUCACGACGAUGUCGAUAAGUGUGUGCAAAUCCUCUUGAGACUGAAUGCGGCAGGCCAUUCUUCAGAAGUCUGGUGUCAGGACCUUUGGGCUGCGUAUCGCCAGUUUCCAGUUCAGGUGACGAGUCACGCUUUUGCUUUGCUGCUUACACCAUCCGGACCGACACUGUGGCGUCACGGGGUUUUACCGUUUGGCGCGGCUUCUUCAGUGUGGUGUUUCAAUAGAUGCGUGGAUGCAUUGACAUUUCUGGCCCGUAGCCUCUUCAUGAUUUUGGUGAUUCACUUCGUGGACGACAUUGGUUGUCCUGAUGCUCGGCACAGCGCGGCCAGCAGUUUUACUACUUUUGCUGAGCUCUGCGAAAUUCUGGGUAUGCGACUCAAACCAUCCAAGGCGCAGGCCCCUGCUCUUAGACAUAAACUUUUAGGCGUUUUUCUUGAAGUGUGCGUUGACGGAAUAAUCCUUGCUCCUGCUGGGGAUCGGAUUCAGAAGGUUUUGCAGGUCAUCCAGCAGUCGUUACAGGAUGACUGCCUCGAGCCGGCGGUGGCUCAGCGGCUCACUGGUAAGUUGAACUUCAUCUCGACCACUCUUUUUGGACAAGCUGCGGCGGCUGCGAUGAAGCCGUUGUACUCAAGAGCUCAUGACUGCAACUCUCAGACGGCGAGCCAGCUAAAUCACCCUCUGCGGUGCGCGCUACGCUCCUUACAGACUCUACUACGGAACCCGAGUCCUCGCUGGAUUCCUUUCGAGCCCGCCUCUCAGUCGUCAGCUGUCCUGUACGCUGAUGCUUUCUUCGAGUUGGGUGAUAAAUCUUUUGGAUUGUCUGACGAGCCCCCAGAGAACUGGUACUCGACGAGCUUUCGGAGAUAUCGGAAUGGGUGGGGCUUCGUUGUGCGCAGCCGUUCUACCAUUCGAUUUGCACAUGGCAGCGUGCCACAUGAUGUGCUGGCACUGUUUACCUCGAGACGCGCAUAUAUUUACUGCUUGGAAAUAAUGGGUCAAAUUUUGGCGGCGGUAACUUGCAGUGACAUCCUACCAGCGGUUUGGGUUGGCUUCUGCGACAAUAUGGCUGGUCGCUCCGCGCUGGUUCGGGGAUACGGCCGAGAUGUUUCGAUCAACAAUCUGCUGGCUUGUUUCUGGGCGGUUGCUCAACUCCUGGAAUGGCAGCCACAUUUCGAGUGGGUUGCCAGCGAUCUGAACAUCGCCGACCCUUUUUCGAGAGGCGACUGCUCGAUUGGUGCAUCUCGUCAUUGGCACGAGCUCACAUCUCCUAUGGAUGCCUUAUGGCCCUUCUUCAAGAGGGUCGCGACGGACCUCGAGUACGCGCUGGAGGAGGCGCCCAGGGCUUUGCUGCAGCUGGAGUGGCGUUUUUCUGCAUGA
Messenger RNA from Symbiodinium necroappetens, 5946 nucleotides. NCBI's taxonomy places the organism in Eukaryota, Dinophyceae, Suessiales, Symbiodiniaceae. The record is from the annotation of a GenBank genome assembly.